GGGGCAUUAGACCAGAUUCACCGGGAGCGAGAGAGAGCUACAAUCUGCUUAGACUCAACAACACGAUAUCGGUGGGCAUGGAGUCCAAGAUUUGGGGAGAGUGAGGCGACGUUACAAGGUACAAGACACAGGACAGGACAACUCCCAUGGCUGCUACAGCCAGUAGCAGGACUGAACCCAGACCAGGCUGGGUCGCUUUUUCAGAUGAGGGUUCACAGGCAGAUGAGGACCACCUCCAGCCUUCUUUAGACCAGCCUGUGCUGGACUCCUCUACUUGGGCAGAAGUACCAUUUGUGUCUGGUCAGAAGGCAGAGCAGCCGAAUUCCUGGGUUCAGUUUGAUGACAAAGCAUGGCCACCCUCUCCUCCUCCCUCAUCACAGGUAGAAGGUCCCAGGCACAGCAUUUGCUCUUUGGCCAGUUUCUGGAGUGCCGUUCCCCCAUCAGAGAGCAGCUGGACCACCCAAUCAGAGGAGCAGAGCUCCGUGAGCAUGGGGGCGUCUUCCUGUGACCUGCCCUCUCUUAACACUGAAGAGCCACCCAGUCAAACACCCUCCUGUCCCCACUCUCCUAAUUCUUCUGUGUGCCAAGAGGAUGAAGGAAUGAACAUGGAUUCAUUCAACUGGACAGCAAACAACCAACACAGUAAUGGCCAAUCUUAUGUCACCUCCAACCGCUUUGCCAGCUGGGUUACUUUUGAUGAUGAUGAGGACUCGGUUUUCCAACCUCCAGGGAGACAGUCUAAUAUAAAACUGGAUAACCUCAACAAUUCUCCUCUGCAGGAUGCCAAUAGCAAUCUGAUCUCCUCUUCUUUUUGUGGCCAGAAGACAGAGAGAGACAUCCUGGGUUUAACCCCUGAUGGCACCAAUGCCAUCUUUGUCUUUAAUAACACACCAUCGAACAACAGUGUUCCUUACAACAAUAAAAACCCUUUCCUGGAUGAUGAGUUCUCAAACCUACAACCUUCUCCUAUAAACCCUUUCAGUGCCUAUUUUGACAAAACAGACCUGAAAACAUCCCAAGGCAUUGGCUUGUGUCAGGAGGCAUCAGAUGUGUCCACCUUCUGCUCACCAUUCUUUGAGUAUCAAGAUGCUGGUAUAAAAAGGGAGUCUCUAUUGCUUUUUUCAUCUAAGAAAGACUCUGUAGUUGCAAAAGAUAGUAUCCCAUCAGGAUUUCCUGUGGAUGGUCUGGAUCAGCUCAGGAAUAUACACAUCUCUGACCCUGACCAUGACGGUAGUCUUACUCUACCAGAUGAUUCAGUAGAGGUAGUUGACUCCGAUGAUUCAACCUAUGAACCAGACCAUAUGACUCCUCGGGAAGGCUGGCCCAUGCUCCUGCGCAUCCCUGAGAAGAAGAACAUCAUGUCCUCACGUCACUGGGGACCAAUAUUUGUCAGGUUGACGAACAGCGGCCAGCUGCAAAUUUUCUAUGAGAAAGGACUGGAGAAGCCCUUCAAAGAGUUCCAGCUGAACUCCCAGCAUGAAAUAUCUGAACCCAAGCUCCAAAACUACGACGAGAAUGGCCGUGUUCAUACCAUCAGUGUAGACCAUGUGGUUUACAAAGAGAAAAGGAAGAUCCAGUCCAAGGUCACUGUGGUUCAUAUGCCUGUGAGAGAGCAAGUGGUGAAGCUUGGGACAACAAACUACCAAGACUUUUUGAGCUUUCAACAUGCUCUGCAGGAGAGGCUUGUGGGUCUCUCAGUGGAUCAAGAAGGUCUAAACUGGCCAACGACUUACACUGAGGAGGAGGUCCAUGUGGAGGUGAGGGAUAACUUCUAUGGGAUUGUCUCCAAAGGGGACAGCCGUAUCUUGGAGCAGCAAGUUUUGACCCGCGUGUAUAUGCUUGCCUUCUUGAAUGGAUCCCCACCUUGCAGUAUCGGCCUCAAUGAUGUCCAGGUCAAAGGUAAAGAGGUGGUUUCUCGGCAUGACAUAAUUCCUAACUCAACGUCACGUUGGAUUCAACUGCGGGAUAGUCGACUGCAUGAGUGUGCAGACCAGUUAGAGUUUGCAGAGUCCCGAGCCAUUACAUUUAGCCCACUGGUUGGUCGUCACUUUGAACUGCUGCGUUUCCGUACGGCGUUUGCCGAAAAAACCCUUCCCUUCACUCUGAGAACAGUCACUUGCGUCAGGGGUGCGGAAGUGGAGGUGCAGUCCUGGCUGGUGAUGUCAACAGGGUUUUCAUCCAAUCGGGAUCCUUUAACAUUAAUACCAUGUGAAAAUGUUGCUAUCCGUUACCCCAUACCGGAAAUUUGGGCAAAGAACUUUAAGCGGGAGAGUGUGACAGGAGAGAAGUCCCUGAAAGCUCGCUUUAAUAAAGGAGCCAGUUUUGGUUCAACCAGUACAUCAGGGUCCGAACCGGCCAUGAGGGUCACGCUCGGCACAGCGAAAUACGAACAGGCCUUCAGAUCUGUGGUGUGGAGGAUCAGUCGCCUGCCAGACAAGAGCUCAGCACUGGGACAUCCUCAUACAUUCUUCUGUCAUUUGGAGCUGGGUUCAGAUUGGGAGGUGCCUGCUAAGUUUGAGUGCCUGGUGGAGGUUGAGUUUGACAUGCCCUCUGCUUCUGCAUCCAAAGCCACCGUUCGCUCUCUGUCCGUGGGGGACAGAACUGACUUGAAGAAAUGGAUCACCUACAGAUCACAUUACUCCUAUCAGGUGGCAAUGGAGCAGAAGAAUGAGAGCACAUUGGACAGCCCUCAGAAGGAGCAACCAGGCCAGUGCGCUCAACAGUGAGGAACCAGGAAGAGAGGGAGGUUUAUAGCUUGCACUAGUUGAACAAGAGAAAGUUCAACCCUAAACCGGGGUAGUUUUCGUUUACAUUUCUUGCUCAUUUGGACAAUUUUUUUUUCUUUUUUGCAAAGGUUACGUGUAGUAUUGAAAGAUUGCAGAUCCCUUGCAACACUACAGUAUAUUUCCAGAUCUCCACAGGCAUUGCAUGUCCAAGUAUUUCAAGAAUAUGAUUUGCUAUUGCAGCAAAGUCCAGAGCUUUUAUUUUACGGACAUGGAAAUCUGGCAUUGCCCACAUAGCGAAUAACUCGCAAUCAUCUCAUAAAGUAAUCCUAUUUGCCUAAACCGAUGCAGCUGUCGUGGUUUGUCUUAACUGCAGAUAUCACACAAAUGUUGUGUAAAUUUUUCUGUAUAUUUUGGCCUAUGAAGAGUCAUUUGUGUAGUGGUACCAAGUAAAUUUUCUUGCUAUUUAACUUUGUACAGAGGAUAACGAGGGACUCGUUUUUUAAAUUAGAAGACAAUUAAGUACACCUCACUAAUUUCUAAUUAAAAAAUACAUGUUAGUAAAAUGAAAGGUACCAGCAAUGGAAUAGUUUACCUUAGAUUUGUGUUUAUGAGUCUUAAAUGAGCACAUUUUAAUUUGUUUUUAUGAAUAUUUAUUAGAGCAACAAAAAUUCCAAGUGAAAAUGUCAUUCGCAUUGAAUUAAUUUGUUCACGUUUUGUUUGCCACAUACACGGAAUCAAAUCUGAGUAAUUGCAAAUGUGUUCAAGUCUUAAAGCGUAGUACUGCAGUGAGGGAAAUGGUCAUGAAUGUCAAAUACACUGUACUUUGCAUAUCUUGAUGAGUUUAAGCGAGUAUGUUUUUUUUUUUUAAGUUUAACAAUUAAGUAUAGGUUCAAAAGUAGUGUCAUAAUUACUAGAGCUUAAACUUUGUUAAACUAACAAGUACUGCUGUGAUUUUUCUUCGCGUUUCUUUUCAGGUUUAUGUACUGUUCAUUUAACAUUUUAACUGUUGUUUAACUUUUUUGGGGAGUCGCAGUUGCUAUGAUUGUUCGGUGCACAAACUUAGUACUAAUCAAGAAUGAGUUUGAAAAUGACAUAACGCAUGUUUUAAUCAUAUUUAAAAUGAUUAUGAUUUAAGAUUGCUCUAUUUUGUCCUGUAACACAGAGGAAUACACUAAACAGAAAUAUCAAGUGCCUCGUGAUGUUUAAUCUGACCUGACCAUGAUCUCACACUUGUGUUAGACUAAAAACAAAAAAUGAUUAAAAAAAAAAGUG
Sinocyclocheilus anshuiensis is the source of this 3998-nucleotide messenger RNA. Its product is annotated as stonin-2-like. The coding region runs from base 147 to 2726 and encodes 859 amino acids. The transcript is spliced from 7 exons. The record is from RefSeq and is a predicted model, not a curated record. Lineage: Eukaryota; Metazoa; Chordata; Actinopteri; Cypriniformes; Cyprinidae. Gene Ontology annotation, biological process: endocytosis; regulation of endocytosis.